Messenger RNA from Daktulosphaira vitifoliae (grape phylloxera), 2287 nucleotides. It is a transcript of the gene Arp5, whose product is annotated as actin-related protein 5. Gene Ontology annotation, biological process: regulation of DNA-templated transcription. The transcript is spliced from 8 exons. The record is from RefSeq and is a predicted model, not a curated record. NCBI's taxonomy places the organism in Eukaryota, Metazoa, Arthropoda, Insecta, Hemiptera, Phylloxeridae. The coding region runs from base 123 to 2126 and encodes 667 amino acids. Gene Ontology annotation, cellular component: Ino80 complex; cytoplasm.
UUGUUUAUUCAAACCGGCAGUAACAUUGAUAAUAUCAAAAUUGAAAAAAAAUUAAUAUUAAAAAUUAUUCUAAAGAAAUAUAAAAAUUAAAAGUGGUUAAAUUUUUAUAUGAAUGAUCGAUCAUGGCAGAUGAAUUAAUCAUUCUCAAAGAUCUGCGAUCAAUUCCAGAUAAAUAUUUUGAGUAUACCCAAGCUUUGCGUGAAUUUAAGAUACCAAUUGUCAUUGAUAAUGGUUCAUUUGCAUGUAAAGCUGGUUGGGCUACAUCAACUAAACCUGAACUUGUUUUUAAAAACUUAUUAGCUCGGCCUCGAAAGGAAAGAGGGAAAAAAGAUGGAGAAACUUUGAUUGGAAAUGAUAUUCCAAAUUUAGAAGCUGUCAGAUUCCAAUUGAAGUCACAAUUUGACCGUAAUGUUGUUACACAGUUUAAUGUUCAAGAACAGAUAUUUGACUAUACAUUUUCUCAUUUGGGAAUCGAUACAGAAAGAUCUAUAAAACAUCCAAUUAUCAUUACAGAACCUGUUGCUAAUCCUAAUCAUUCUCGUUUAUUAAUGUCAGAGUUAUUGUUUGAAUGCUACCAUGUUCCUGGUAUAUGUUAUGGCGUUGAUGGAUUGUUCAGCUUCCAAAAAAAUAGUCAACAUAAGAAUACUGGUUUAAUUAUUAGUUGUGGUUAUUAUACGACUCACAUAAUUCCUAUUAUCAAUGGAUCUCCUAAUUUAAUUAAUUGUCGAAGAAUUGAUGUUGGUGGAUAUCAUAUUAUUUCUUAUUUACACAAAUUGCUUCAACUGAAAUAUCCAGCACACUAUAAUGCUAUUACUCUAAGUAGGGCAGAGGAGUUACUUUAUGAGCAUGGUUUUAUAGCUAAUAAUUAUUUUGAUGCCUUGAAUUUAUGGUCAGAUGCUGAUUAUUAUGACCAAAAUGUUAAAAAAAUACAAUUGCCAUAUUCUAUGGCUAUUAUUUUAACCCCAGACCAACAACGGGACAAACGCAGAGAAAUGGCAAAAAAGUUAGUGGAAAUGAAUGCAAGAAAAAGAGAUGAAAAGCUUGCUGAAGAUGAAGAGCAAUUACAUCAGUUAUUCAUGAUUAAAGAAAUGAUUGAUGAUGGGGAACCUAUUGAAGAAGUUAGAGAAGUAUUGCGAUCUCAUGGAUUAAAAAAUGAUAAAGAUUUAAAAAAAAUGAUCAAUGACCUGCAAACAAGAAUUGAUAGAACAAAAUCCAAAAUUGCUGCAUCAAAUGCUCCUCAUGUUGAUGAACAAGUUACUGAAGAACCAAAGUUGAGAUUGUUUAAAAAUAUAAUACAACUUCCUAAAGAUGAACCAGUAAUGAAAACUUGGCUUAAAGAUAUUUAUAAAAAAAGACAAGAUAUAAUUGAUAGGAAAGCAGUUCGUAAACAACGAAGGCAGGAUAUGGCUAAAAGAGGAACUGCUGCAUCAUUAGAACGUAUGCGGAUUAUUAGUCAGUUGGCUCGUAAAGAUAAAAGAGAUGAUGAUUUUGGUAGCAGAGAUGAAGAUUGGGAUGUUUAUAAAGUUAUUAAUAAAGAAGGUGGUGACACUGAUAGUGAAGAAGAACAAGAAAAAAUUAAUGAACUUGAAGAAAUUUUGCGGUUCUAUGAUCCAUCAUUUGUUAGUUCUAAUACGAAUGAGGAGCAAAAUCCUAAAGAAGCUCAUCAAUUGCAUUUUGGUGUAGAAUGUAUGCGUUGUGCAGAAGUUUUAUUUCAACCAUCCAUGAUUGGUUGUAGUCAAGGAGGUAUUAUAGAUACAAUAAAUUUCACACUAAAGAAAUUUGAUAUGAAAAUAAGCAGUAAAUUAGUAGAAAAUGUUUUUCUUACUGGUGGUCCAUCGAAGUUACGAGGUUUUGCACAAAGAAUGCAUAGAGAGCUUAAGGAAAUGAGACCAAUAGGAUCACAUAUAAAUGUUCAAUUAGCAGAAUCUUCUUCAUUGGAUGCAUGGUAUGGUGCAAAAAUGUUUGCAAAUAGAGAAGAUUUUUUUAAAUAUUUAUUAACACCUCAAAUGUAUGCAGAAAUGGGUGGAGAUUACUUUGUAGAACAUGAAUGUUCAAACAAGUAUUAUCCCUUACCAGAGGCUAUCCUAGAAUCUGAAUUUCUGAAUGAACAGAAUACUGAUAUUUAAACAAAUUAUUUUUUACAAUUAUUUUUGUAUACAUUUUAAAAUAAUGAACAAAGGCUGAUUUAUAUUAUUAUGUAAGAAAUGAUGCAACUUUUUAAAUUGACUUUAAAUUGUAGAUGUAAGUAAAUUUUUUUUUAUAAAAUUAUACUUUAAGUUAUUAUUGA